Messenger RNA from Suillus clintonianus, 791 nucleotides. RefSeq lists its product as uncharacterized. NCBI's taxonomy places the organism in Eukaryota, Fungi, Basidiomycota, Agaricomycetes, Boletales, Suillaceae. The record is from RefSeq and is a predicted model, not a curated record. Bases 311 to 577 code for a protein of 88 amino acids. The transcript is spliced from 11 exons.
GUGACUACGUCACUUGGCAGACUCAGAUAUUCCCAGCCGAAGUGGUUCUUUCCUAUCUUCCUAUUUACGCUUUGAAUUAUGCCAUAUGCAUGAUGCAUCGAAUCUCGAGAGUGCAGAUACUAGCUUGCGCUCACUGCAUACUGCUUAGCGCCGACCGAAAGGGAUCAGGAAAGUCUAAAAGUCUCACCGGUUUACUGAUGGGCCAAGUGUCACCACAAGAACAAUAUUCAUACUUGCUGUGGUCGACAAUUUUAAAACAGGCUUAAGCGCGUUAUACACCCAUCGAGUUCACCACUCGCAGACGAUCAACAUGCCCCUGAUCCCAAGUGACCCCAGUUUGUGGUCACUCGACAUGUAUCAUGUUUUCAACUAUUUCGUAGUCGCGUCAUCGUCUGCUGUGGUGUACGACUGGGUACUGACAUUCGGUCAAGAGUACGAACUAAUCUGGAGGCAGCGCCGUUCCCUCAUGACUGCUCUAUAUAUUAUCGUGCGCUACGCUGGAAUACUAUACUCUGUCAGCAACGUGUUGUUAAAUCUCCCGGGAUUCUUGACGACAGACAUGGUAAGUAUUCUGUAGCUACAACUACCAACUGAUUACACUUCUACGUAUGUAGGGGUGAGUGGGAUUUUCGACCAGCUUGUCCGUUCAAUAUGCUGACUGAAACAGUUGUAAUAGUGUGAACCUCGCACUCGGGUGGGCAAUUUACGUCAUAAACUCCAUGCUGAAUGUCAUCAUGAUCUCUCGGUUACAUGCCAUGUAUCAGCAAUCCAGAAAGAUGCUGAUCUUUCUC